Molecule: messenger RNA, 139 nt
Organism: Racocetra persica
Lineage: Eukaryota; Fungi; Glomeromycota; Glomeromycetes; Diversisporales; Gigasporaceae
Source: the annotation of a GenBank genome assembly
AAAAGAUCGUCAGGCUCAAGCACGCAGCUACGAACAUCAAAAAAUAAGAAAAAAAGUUGAAGCACUAAUCCAACAAGAAGGAAAAGUUUCUGAAAAAUCUUUAAGCAUUGCUCGAGAACACAGUUUCCCCAAAGAAAAA